This is a messenger RNA of Nilaparvata lugens (brown planthopper), 696 nucleotides long. RefSeq lists its product as uncharacterized. Gene Ontology annotation, cellular component: nucleus; transcription regulator complex. The record is from RefSeq and is a predicted model, not a curated record. Bases 1 to 696 code for a protein of 231 amino acids. The transcript is spliced from 2 exons. Gene Ontology annotation, biological process: regulation of transcription by RNA polymerase II. NCBI's taxonomy places the organism in Eukaryota, Metazoa, Arthropoda, Insecta, Hemiptera, Delphacidae.
AUGUCGACAGAGGAAAAGGUAAUAGAGGCGGUAAGGAAGUAUCCUGAGCUGUUCGACACCAACAACCCAAAUUACAUGAAAAGUAAACUGAAAACAAGAAUUUGGAUGGAUAUUGCAAAGGACCUGAACUUGAAAGACGGUGAAGAAACAAAAAAUAUUUGGUUGAAAUUGAGAGGUGGAUAUCGAGAUGCUCGGCGACGUCACAAAAAGAGUUAUGUUAGUGGAGCUCCACUUCAGAAGAUGCGGACAUGGAAGUACCAAAAUCAAAUGUCUUUCCUUGAACCGUUUAUGUCUUGUGGGCAACGAGAAGGAAAUUUAGUUGAUGAAAGUGAUGAUGAAACCCAGCUUCCGUUUCAGCCUGCGGGAAAUUCACAUUUGGAGACCAAUAAUGUGACAUUUAAUAGUGGAGGAAGUCAAAGUUCGUUUAAACUUCAUCUUGACGAGACUCAUGCUUCAAUCGACGAAGAAAACAAUGAAAUUGAGCAGCCUGCAAUUGAUGAAGGAGGACACGAAGGUGAUAACACGGAUUUGUUAUCCCGGAUCCCAAAUCCACAGCAGCAGAUUCCUCUCCCUCCCAAAAAAAGAAGCAAAUGGAUGUUCGAGAUCUACUGGGCCAAUCUAUUAAACAAUGAGAAGAGAGGGCCAGACAACGGGCGGAAGACAGGAGAAAACUGUUGGAAGAAUCUACAAAUUUGA